Molecule: messenger RNA, 263 nt
Organism: Racocetra fulgida
Lineage: Eukaryota; Fungi; Glomeromycota; Glomeromycetes; Diversisporales; Gigasporaceae
Source: the annotation of a GenBank genome assembly
UUAGCUGUAUCUACAGGCAAUCUAUCUCCAAAUACCCAAACUGUAUUUGCUGAUACACAAAAUGAAUGGAAGCAAGUGCGAAGAAAAGAAGACGACGACCUUAAACAAAUUAUCAACACUUACUUCGCUACUCCUAUUCAACCACCUUUGUAUACAUCUUUUUUAUCUACUUCAAGAACUAAAAUAUUAAAUAAUCAGGAAGAAAAUUAUAAAUCAGAUUUAGAAGAAAGCGAUAAGUCAAUUACCAUCACAGAAGAGCCACA